This is a messenger RNA of Pochonia chlamydosporia 170, 1422 nucleotides long. RefSeq names its product peroxisomal Pex24-like protein. Gene Ontology annotation, biological process: peroxisome organization. Gene Ontology annotation, cellular component: peroxisomal membrane. Bases 1 to 1422 code for a protein of 473 amino acids. The transcript is spliced from 2 exons. NCBI's taxonomy places the organism in Eukaryota, Fungi, Ascomycota, Sordariomycetes, Hypocreales, Clavicipitaceae. The record is from RefSeq and is a predicted model, not a curated record.
AUGGACGACUUUACGACCGAGAUUAUUGCCUCCGCAGAGGACGCGAAUGCAGGCGAGGGCGGUUCACAGCCCAGCCAGCACGACAAGGACAACCAGCAGCAAGCACAGAAGAAAGGAUGGGGCGGGCUGGCUGGUUUGCGAGACAGGACGUCGCUUCAAGACCGGUUGGUAGACAGGCUGCUCCAGCAGGUGAUGCCAAUCGAUGGCUCGGUACAGGACAACAGCGAAGCGGUGCCGAACCCUUUUGAACGGCCCAACUUUAACCUGACGAUCAUGUCCAACAACUUCCGGCGGUUCAACUCGCGUAUCGGAGUUGUGUUUCGGUUCCAAGACAAGGUCGAGGCUCUGCUGUCCUGGCAGACCACCUCGCAUACAGUUUCCUACCUUGCCAUCUUGACAUUUGUCUGUCUCGAUCCUUACCUACUUGCAGCGCUGCCCAUAGGUAUCCUAGUGUUUGGCAUUCUUAUACCGGGAUUUGUAGCGCGACAUCCGGCACCCCCCAAAGGGACUCUAUCAAGCGAACAGAGCAUAGGAUACUCCCCAACUGGACCACCCUUAGCACCAGCCGCAACGCCAAAGCCUGCCAAGGAGCUCAGUAUGGACUUUGUACGAAAUGCGCGAGAUUUACAAAACCAAAUGGGCGACUUCAGCAAUGGAUAUGACAAGGUGGUGGAACUUCUGGUCCCCAUUGCCAACUUUAGCAACGAGGCACUAUCGUCGACUGUAUUCUUAUUCGCUGUCCUCGGGGGCAUCGUCAUGAUCCUCGCCGCACACAUGCUCCCAUGGCGGUUCAUAUUCCUCAUCGCCACCUGGACGCCUGUAAUUCUCUGCCACCCAACUGUCACAAAAUUACUCCACGAAGCCCGGAAGAGCCAAGGCAAUGUUCAAGAAGCGCUGGCAAAAACAUGGCUAGACAACUGGAUCGCCGACGACGUGAUUCUUGAUUCCGCGCCCGAAACGCGCGAAGUCGAGAUUUUCGAGCUUCAGCGCAAAUCAGCGGCCGGCGAAUGGGAAUCCUGGGUAUUCUCCCCCAACCCCUACGACCCGCUCUCUCAGGCUCGCAUUACGGGUGACCGACCGAAGGGCACGCGGUUCUUCGAGGACGUGAUGCCGCCUACGGCGUGGGAGUGGAGCGAGAAGAAGUGGGCUUUGGACCUCUGGAGCCGCGAAUGGGUUGAAGAACGUAUCAUUACGGGAGUUGAGGUUGAGACGGAGGGGGAGAGGUGGGUGUACGACAUUUGGAGCGACAAGGAGGAGAGGACGGGGGUGAUUGAUACGCCUGAGCCGGUGAAGAGUAAGGAUAUGGCGAUGCGGCAGACGAGUUGGGAGGAAGGGGAGGAUACCAUAGAGAGAAGGGGAGACUGGCGGAGGAGGAGAUGGGUGCGGUUGGUUAAGCGGAAGGCAGCUCCGGACACUUCAUGA